This is a messenger RNA of Capsicum annuum, 2594 nucleotides long. RefSeq names its product fructokinase-like 2, chloroplastic. Lineage: Eukaryota; Viridiplantae; Streptophyta; Magnoliopsida; Solanales; Solanaceae. The coding region runs from base 352 to 2304 and encodes 650 amino acids. Gene Ontology annotation, cellular component: chloroplast nucleoid. The transcript is spliced from 5 exons. Gene Ontology annotation, biological process: chloroplast organization; etioplast organization; plastid transcription. The record is from RefSeq and is a predicted model, not a curated record.
AUUGGAUGUGGUGCACUGAAUAGGUGUUCCUCUCUUAAUUAGAGCUGUUAGGUUCAAGUCCCGAUUGAAAAAAUUAUCGGUAGAGAAUACUUCCCUAAAUAGGCCCUUUGCGGUGCAAAUAUAGAUUAGUUAAGCUCUAACGUGAGUCACACACCAAAUGUGAAAUUAAAAAGAAAAAACAGUAAAAAAGAAAAGAAAAGAAAUAUUUUUUUUGUUCCCUGAAAAACCCAAAUCCCAAAACCCCUCCUCAUCCAGUUCUUUUUGAGUGACCUUCUUCACCUUUGAAGGUCUAAAACCCCAAGUCCCCAUUAUUGGGUUGUAAAGAUUGUUACUUUAACCUUCUUUGUUACUAUGGCUGCUCUUUCUUUCAGCUUCUUUUCUACACUUCCCAGGCAGCAUCUGCAUUGGAACUUCUACCCAAAUAUGAAAGUAAUGCAACUUCAAGAUCUUAAACUACAAAAUAAAUGGGUUCUUAUGGCAGUCUCUAAAGAAGGAACUCCAGAGGGUAUAACUGAGGAGUUAUCUGAGACAGAGGUGGUUAGUGCUCGGAAAAAGACUGGCAGGACAUCAAAACGAGCUCCAGUUUCGUCUAGACGAAAGAAAGUAGUUGAGACUUCGGAUGAUGAUCGUGUGAAUGAUGAGGAAGCCAAAAAUACGUUAGGGUCAGUUGAAGCACCCAAAAAAACCAGGGGACGAACCCGAAAGAAAAAAGAAACAGUGGAGAGUUCGUUUGGUGAUUCCAUAUCUGAUGUGGAGGGUAACGUCACUGAUGAAGAAGGUGUAAUAGAACCAGAAUCAAGUGGGAAACCAAAGAAAACUCGACGAACCCGGAACAAAAAAGAGACAUUGCUGAGCUUAUUUGAGGUUUCCAUGUCAGAUGUUGAAGGCAAUGUGACAGAUGAGGAAGCCUUACCAACUUCAGGGUCAAGUGAAGAACCCUUAGAAAAACGAAAACGAACUUCAAAGAAAGCUGCUUCUAGCUCUAGUAGCCUGGAGAAAGAACCAACUCAAAAAGUCACAAGGCGGAGGAGAAAGAAGGUUAAUACUUUAGAGGAUGAAGGUAGCCAGACAGAACUUAGUGAUGUUGAGGAAGAGCUACAUGUUGCAAAUGUUGAUGCCAAUAGUUAUGAAGAAUUGGACGUCGAUAAAGAUGAUGGAGAGGAUAUUAGCUUCACAUAUGGAUGGCCACCCCUUGUGUGUUGCUUUGGCGCAGCACAGCAUGCAUUUGUUCCUUCAGGGAGGCCAGCCAAUAGACUUGUAGACCAUGAAUGGCAUGAAAGAAUGAAAGAUGCGAUGUGGGAUCCUGAAAAAUUUAUCAGGGCUCCAGGGGGAUGUUCAAGUAAUGUUGCUGUGGCUCUUGCGAGCUUGGGUGGCAAAGUUGCCUUCAUGGGGAAACUUGGUGAUGACGAUUUCGGUCAGUCCUUGGUAUAUUUUAUGAACAUUAAUAAAGUUCAAACACGAUCAGUUCGCCUUGACAGUAAAAAAGCAACUGCCAUUACACAUAUGAAAAUAGGUAAGAGGGGGGGCUUGAGGAUGACUACCACCAAACCAUGUGCUGAGGAUUCUUUAUUGAAGUCUGAGAUCAAUAUAGAUGUCCUUAAGGAGGCAAAAAUGUUUUACUUCAAUACAUUCUCAUUGCUUGACCCAAAUAUGAGAUUAACCACAUUACGAGCAACAGAGAUCUCAAAGAAGCUCGGAGGGGUUGUCUUUUAUGAUUUAAACCUCCCAUCCCCACUAUGGGAAUCAGGUGAAAAAGCCAAGGCAUUCGUGCAACAAGCAUGGAAUCUUGCAGAUAUCAUAGAGGUCACGAAACAGGAGUUAGAGUUUCUAUGUGGAAUAGAACCAUCCGAGAGGUUCGACACCAAGGAUAAUGACAGGUCUAAGUUCACUCACUAUCCAUCGGAAGUAAUUGCUCCACUUUGGCAUGAAAAUCUAAAGAUUUUGUUCGUGACAAAUGGGACUUCUAAGAUUCAUUAUUACACCAAGGAGCAUAAUGGUUCUGUGCUAGGUUUGGAAGAUGUGCCUCUAAGCCCUUAUACUUCUGAUAUGUCUGCAUCUGGAGAUGGCAUUAUUGCAGGUAUCAUUAGAAUGCUUACAGUUCAGCCUCAUCUCAUGACCGAUAAAGGGUACCUGGAACGAACUUUAAAGUAUGCUAUUAGCUGUGGUGUAGUAGAUCAGUGGCUACAGGUGAGGCGAUUAGGGUAUCCUCCUAAAGAAGGGAUGGAAGAUGACGUGGUACCGGACGACCAUGGUAUAAAGUCGGUAACCGAAAGGGAAUACAGAACACUGGUGCCUGUAAGUUGAUGGUGUAUAUGCUUGUAGUCCAUUAUGCUUAUGUUGACAUGAAAUGCCAGAUUCCCCAUUUCCCCAGGAAAGUUGAAAGUCUUGGUGUUGGAAAUGAUUCUUUCUGGCAUCACUGUGAUUGUAGCUGUAACUGCUUGUACACGAUUUUUUCGAGUUUUGGUACAACGUAGUAUCGGAGAAACCAUACUGAGGGAAAAACGACAUCACUAAUCCUAUUCUCCCGAGGCUUUCUUAUGUAACAUUUGUACUUUUUUUUGACAUAUUGGAGAAAUUUAGAUUAUUUACCAGCA